AUGGCUCGAGAACGAGAGGAAUCUGCAGAGAAUAGCGAUGAAGUAUACGAUGAAAUAGAUCAGUUCCAUCGAAAGCGUAAUGAAGUGCUAGAUUUGGAUGAGGGCAAGCAAUCGAACAAGAUCGAAGAGGUGCUGAAUGUUGAGGGUGAUAUUUCAUCAGAUGAGGAUGAAGAGUUUGCUGAUGGUAAUAGCGAUGCUGAUAGGGAUUCUUUAUUCGACUCGUCGGAUAACGAGCAAAAUAAAGCUGACACCAGUAAAGGUGAAGUGUCUAAUGAUAAUAUUUUUAAUGAUAGAGCUGAUAGCACCAGUUUUAUUGGCAGUAAUGAUAUAGUAUUGAUAAUCCCAGAGCUGGCUUCCUUGGUGAUCUCCAAAGCCGGUUUUAAUCGGAUUGCAAAGAAAUACAUACAUGCGCAGGAAAUUCAAACCGUUCAAACCUAA
This is a messenger RNA of Anisakis simplex (herring worm), 438 nucleotides long. The record is from the annotation of a GenBank genome assembly. NCBI's taxonomy places the organism in Eukaryota, Metazoa, Nematoda, Chromadorea, Rhabditida, Anisakidae.